AUGGAGAUGGCACCGAAUGUUGUUCCUGAAGUUCCUUCGAGUAGAUCUCAGCCAACCAAGAAUCUCCGCAAUCCUCUACCGCUUUCCGCGACACAGGAGCAAGAGGUGCGUAAGUUAUACUACGCCCGCGUAAGGGCGCAAUGUGCGGACGAGAUCAAAGAAUUUGCACAAUGCGCCAAAGGCCGCAUGUUCUCGGUAUCAUGGGCUUGCAAAACCCAACAGUUCAACAUGAACUCCUGUAUGCUUGCUCACGCCACCUAUGCUGAGGAAGAUGCUGCGCGAGAAGAAUGGUUCGCUGGGGUUGCGGAUCGUAAAAGGAAGAAGGAAGAAGAAGCUGCGGCCGUUGAAGCUAGAAGGAUGAGACUGAUUGAAUUGACCGUGAAAGAGGAAGAGCGAGAAAAGGCGGAAGCGGAAGCCAAAAGAAAACAGCAGGAAGCCUCCAAAGCCGGAAAAGGUUGGUGGCGGUAA
Messenger RNA from Cyphellophora europaea CBS 101466, 468 nucleotides. RefSeq lists its product as uncharacterized. Gene Ontology annotation, cellular component: mitochondrion. The record is from RefSeq and is a predicted model, not a curated record. Lineage: Eukaryota; Fungi; Ascomycota; Eurotiomycetes; Chaetothyriales; Cyphellophoraceae. The coding region runs from base 1 to 468 and encodes 155 amino acids. The transcript is spliced from 2 exons.